AUGGGCACAGGGGGUGGCAGCUUCAGAGUCUGGGACACCAGUGGGGUACUUGGGGACAUCUCUGGGGCAUCCUUGGGACACUGCGGGGAUACUCUGCUCUUUGCAGGGACCUUUGUACAGUCAGCAGCCCUGCCCGACCUGCCGCGCAUAGUGAUGCUGAGUGAGGACGCUGCACCGGGCGCCCGCGUGGCCGAGGUGGCUGUGUCCUGCAGCAACGCCAGCAGCAGCCCCCAGGUCACGCUGGAGCGCGUCGAGUCCGGCGUCCCCACGGGUUCCAAUGUCACCCUGCGCAACACUGAUCCUGGCCACCCCUUCAACCCCAUUGCGAUCAGCGCCGACGGCGUGCCCGCUUCCACCUUUAGGGCAGAGGUGACACUGCGUGCUGGCGCAGAGCUCGACGCCCACCGGGUGAACUGGUACGCGCUGAUGCUGCGUGCUGCCUGUCCUGGCGAGCAGGAGGUGACAAGGUGGCUGUUUGUGCGGGUGACAUCGGGACAGGCGCUGCGCUGCGGGACCCCGUUUGCCAGCACCGGUGGGGACGUGGUGCAGGUGCCAGCAGACGUGGCACCCCGGGCACCCCUGUAUGCGGUGCAGGCGCAGCCACUGGGUGGGCUGAUGUUCCAGCUCAGAAACAGUGGCACACCACUCACACUGACCCAUCAGGGCCUGGUGCUGGCGCCUGAUGGCGGCUUCAGUCCCAGCAAGGACACCCAGAGGUUCAGGCUGGAGAUCGAGGUGAUGGACCGGCACGGGCAGAACUGCAGCGGGGCCGUGACAGUGGAAGUGCUGCCAUCACACCGUCCCCGUGUCACCAUCCUUGCGCCGCAGCAGGACGUGAUGGUGCCGGAGGGCAUCGGCCCCUUGGAAGUGGUCACGCAGGUCCGCGCCAGCGGGGACAACGUCCACUACGCCAUCCUCGCUCCCACAUCGCCAGCGCUCUUCACCAUCGAUGAAAUGACAGGCGAGAUCCGCAGCACGUGCCGGCUGGAAGUGGCCAGCGCGCACCUGCUCGUCCAGGCGUACAACGCGCUGCAGCCCACUGACCGGGACACCACCGUGCUCAAUGUCACCGUGCAGGGGACAGACCGGCGGGCACCGUCCUGUGUGCCGGCCCUCUACAUGUCACAGGUGCGUGAGACAGUGUCCCCUGGCACCACACUGGUGACACUGAGGUGCACCGACCCUGCUGGUGAUGAGGGGUCCCUGCGUUACACGCUGGAGGGGCCACCAGGCUCUCGCUCCCACUUCCACAUGGAGGGGCCACAGCUGCAGGUCAACACCACCCUGGACUAUGACACUGAGGCAAUGGAUCCUGUGGGCUUACAGCUGACAGCCACCAUCGUGGUGACAGCCGGGGGACAGCCCCUGAGGAGCACCCGCGUGCCCGUGCUCGUGACGGUGAUACCUGUCAAUGAAUUCACACCGGAAUGCCCCUAUGGCAUCAUCUUCACCGUGCCGGAGACGGCGCCUUUUGGCAGCAUCGUGGGGCGCGUGGUCGGCACUGACCGUGACCGCCCGCCGAACAGCCUCGAGUACAGCCUGGAGGGGGGCUCUGGCCCCGCACAGCCCUUCUCCAUCGAUGCACGCACUGGUGAGAUCCGCGUGGUGGGGCCCCUCGGCCCCCCGCGGCGUGCUGGCUACCGGCUGACGGUGCGGCUGACGGACACCCACAACGACCAGGACCCGGCGAACCGGCGGAGCCGCCUGUGCGACGUGGCCGUGCGCCUGCAGGCUGUGCCCGAGCGGGCGCCGCUGUGCAACCCGGAGGUGCAGGAGCUGCGGAUCACGGCUGGAACAGGCAGCCGGCAGCCUGUCACACGCCUGGUGUGUCGUGGAGACCCUGAGGGCACCAUGCUGUCCUAUGCCAUUAUCGGAGGCAAUGAGGAAGGGCACUUUCGGCAGGAGGGGAGCAUGCUCUCCUACAUCCCCAGUGGCCUGGCCGAGCCCCGCACCUUCGUGCUGCUGGUGGAGGUGUGGGGUGGCACUGGGUCCCCCCGCCGCAGCACCGUGCUGGCGCUGGUGGUGCACGUCACACCCCGCAGCACCCCAGCACCGCCCAGCACCACCGCCCUGCACAUGGUGCAGCAGAAGGAGCCGCUGGUGGUCUGGCGGACGGAGCUGGCCUGGCUCCCACCAGCCUGGUUUGUGGCCGUGCUGACUGCAACCGGCGUCCUGCUCCUGGCCAGCCUGUGCUGUGUGGCACAUAAUGUGCUGCGCAGAAGCCGAAACCCCAGCAAGGUGCUCCUGAGAGAGAGCUCCCGGGACGCGGCGGCGCAGAGCGGCGUCCACGAGGAGGAGCGGGGCCGCCCGCCCGCCCGCAGCCCGUCCCGGCUCUCGGCACGGCGGCCCUUCGACGGCCGCGCGCAGGACCCAUGGACCGGCCGGGACUAUCUGUUCAGCAGCGUCACCGGGGCACGGCGCUGGAUCUGAGCCCCCCACGCGGGACGGGGAUCCCGCGCGCCCGCCGGGCACGGCAUCUCCACGGCCCCGCGUGGGGCUCAGCCAUUAAACG
Numida meleagris (helmeted guineafowl) is the source of this 2512-nucleotide messenger RNA. RefSeq names its product cadherin related family member 4 (gene CDHR4). Gene Ontology annotation, cellular component: membrane. Gene Ontology annotation, molecular function: calcium ion binding. Lineage: Eukaryota; Metazoa; Chordata; Aves; Galliformes; Numididae. The record is from RefSeq and is a predicted model, not a curated record. Gene Ontology annotation, biological process: homophilic cell-cell adhesion.